GUUAAACAAAACGUUAAAUAAUACAGCAUUGAUUUGUGUAGGACUAUCAACUCUUGAAUUGAAUAAUUAAAAUCAAUACUUUAUAGUAGUAAAGCCACAAAAGAAGGCAGACCUUUCUCGAUAAAUCAAGCCAAGAUGGAUACCGUACGUGAUUGGCUACCGUGGCAUUGACGUCAGUUUCUGGGUGCGGAAACUCUCAACAACAAAAAGAAAGACUAGAGACAGUAAAGAGGAACAAACAGAAGAGGUUAGGACCGUAGAAAAUGUCGAUAUAACUAACAUUACAGCGAAAGACAUUCAGAUUGCUGUAACCGAGUCCAGACAUGGAAACUGUGAAACUUAUGAGAGAGUUGAUAGCCAAUUUUGAACAGGAGAGGAAUUAUCUUCCGAAGGAAACAGGACUCCGCUUAAUCGAAUCGACUGGAGAGAAUGACAGCAGGGGAAUAUCAGCUAAAUGUAGGGACACCAAAGUGGAGGACCUCUGGAGCCUGACUAGUUUCUUUGGGUACAGUACACAGACUUUCGUUCUGGCAGUCAACCUGUUGGAUCGAUUCCUGGCCACGAUGAAGGUCCAACCCAAAUAUCUAGCUUGCGUCGGCAUCAGCUGCCUCCACAUCGCAGCCAAAGCAGUCGAAGAGGAUUGUAACUUGUCUUCCACCAAUGAGCUUAUUCGUAUCAGCCAGUGCAAGUUUACGGUCUCGGACCUCACUCGCAUGGAGAAGAUCGUUUCAGAGAAACUCAACUUCCAACUCAAAACCAUCACAGCCUUAACGUUUUUGCACCUAUACCACGGAAUCACAAGCGCCCAUACCUCAGACCUGAAGGAAGCCCUGAAUCUCGACAUACUAGAGGUCCAGCUCAAAGCCUGUCUCUGCCGGAUCGCGUUCUCCAAAGCUAAACCGUCAGUCUUGGCCCUGUCACUCCUCACUCAGGAGAUUGAAGCCAUGCAGUCUGUUGAUAUGUUAGAAAUAGCACAUCAUGUUCAAAGACAUCUCAAGAUCACUGACGUUGAGCUGCUACACUGGAAAGGACUAGUGGCCAAGUGUAUGUCCGAAUACUCUUCUCCCGAAUGUAGCAAACCCAACAAUAAAAAGCUUGUCUGGAUCGUGUCGAGAAGGACAGCUCAGAAUCUUCACACCAGCUACUACAGCGUCCCUGAACUGCCAACCAUUCCUGAGGACUGCUGGGAUCAGGGUGAAAGUGAAGAUUCAUGUGAAGACAUGAGUUCGGGGGAGGAGAGCCUGGGCAGUUCCCUGGGCUCUGACGCGGAGGGGCCUUACUUCCCUCGAAACUUCCUCUGCUAAAAACCCCACAACAAAUACCUCCUAGACCAAAGCCCUCGAGGGAGCCACUGUGCCUGGGUUACAUAACCACCUUUUCUAAUGCAGGGUCGUGCUCAUUUAAUUCAAAACGUAGCUUAACGUUUUACAACAGUUAAACAAGCGGUCAUUGGGCACGUUCAGACUUGUCCCUCCCUGUGACGGCCUAUUUUGUUCAUAGUGAAUACGAACCAGAAAAUAGCUUCUCUAUAUACCGUAGUAAAUGUUUGUUAGCCUUCUAUUAGGGGCUACCAGUGUGGCUCAUUACAGAAAACCAAUCAAUAUACAGCGUAUUUUUAAAGCUAACAACAAACAUACAGAAAUGUGAGAGUUUGCACAAUCCUGAAGACAGGCAGCUAAAUUAAAUUUCUGUAGUGUGGUGCAUGUUUGGAUUUGUCUCACAUUCCAGCCACUAUAUAUAUCUGUCCCAAAUGGCACCCUCUAUAGUGCACUACUUUUGACCAGAGCCCUGUGUGUCCUGGUCAGAAGUAGUGCACUAGAAAGGGAAAUAAGGUGCCAUUUGGUGAAAACACUUCUCUGAAGUGGCUGGAUUUGUCUCACAUUAACCUGGUUAAAAACUUACUUUGCCCAGUUUCUGUAUAACGAAUUGACUGGGCUGGUUAGUGUUAAACUGUAAAAGCCAAAGUCUGUUUCUCCUAUUAAGAGUGUGUGUGACUAUGAUCUUGUUAAACUUCAAUGUGCCAAUGUGUUGGCUGUGGGUUCUUAAAUUAUUUGGAUUGUAUGUAUGUGAGAAAGAUAAUGUAUAUGAUGUCAUGAAUGUACAAAACUGUUUUAAAAAAAAUGUAAAUUUGUAAAAAUGUACAAAAAAAAAAAGCAUUGUGAAUAGUACCUUUGUAGAUAUGAACUUAUUUUUGCCUGUGAGCUAUGACAAAACAUUAAAAUACUAUUUUGAAAUCA
Messenger RNA from Oncorhynchus kisutch (coho salmon), 2237 nucleotides. Its product is annotated as cyclin-G2. The transcript is spliced from 8 exons. Bases 324 to 1304 code for a protein of 326 amino acids. NCBI's taxonomy places the organism in Eukaryota, Metazoa, Chordata, Actinopteri, Salmoniformes, Salmonidae. The record is from RefSeq and is a predicted model, not a curated record.